ACUACUCGUAAAUCAGUGGGCUACUUUGACCGCGAUUGGGCGGGUUAUUAGGCUCCGAUUGGGCUUUUUGUCAGCCAAUCUAGCAACACUGUUCACCACCAGGUGCUGUUAACUUAGCCCCAACCACAGAGCACAUCACCGGUGAUUAUAUCUUAUAGUUAAGUUUGAUUAAAAAAAAUAAAAUAAAUAAAUACUGUUUAAAAUGUGUUACAUGAUUUACCUUUCAAUGUUUGUUAUUUUACCGCUGUUGACCUCCGCUGAUGGCGGAUCACCGCGGCGGUUGGAGGCUUUCAAUCAAACAACCAAGGAGAUGACUAAAGUUUCUCGGGGAGAUACGCCGACUCUGCCGCCGCCAUACCUCCAUCUCCCCGUGUUCGUGGACUCAAGCCUGCCGCUGGUGGAGAAGGAGCAUUUCUCCCCAGCCAGAGGCACCGGGCAGGAGCCUGUACCUCAGGCCGUCCGGGAGAUCCUGAUCCCGGUUCGGCGGCCCUACGCCAGUCCGCCCAGCGUUUCGGGAGUUUCCGUGAAGACUUCGUGCAAGCUGAACAAAAUGAGUGUGCAGGUGCGGAGGAGCGUGUUAGGCACCGGCGAACCGCACACCCGGCUCAAACUGGGGACAUGCCAAGCCAGUAAAUCUACGAGGGAUUACCUUUACUUCGAAUAUGAUUUUGGCAUGUGUGAAGCCAAACGCACGAUGACUGAUAACCAGGUGGCCUAUUCAAACACACUGCAGUAUGAUCCACCAACGCUCCAAGGACCAAUCAGGCGAGCUGUGCCCUUCACCCUGCCUGUGGCAUGUUAUUAUAAAAGGUACCAGUACUCCUACAAAAUUGGCUACACACCAAAGCUGCGGAUGCGCAAGAUCUUCAAAUCAAUGAAGAACAGAGCAAAAUUCAUUCUUACUCCACGAAAUGCUCGGUGGGAAAGGCUCUCCCCGUCAGAUCAGUACGUGCUCGGAAAGCCCAUGUACUUUGAGGCUGAGGCUCCGUCCAUGUCCCAAGACAAAAGACUGUACGUCCAUUCGUGUUACGCGACUCCCGAGAAGUCCCACACCUCCGAGCUUCAGUUUCCAGUUGUGAAAAACUUUGGGUGUAUGGUUGAAAGCAAGGACAGCCACUCUAGAUUCAUCCCAUACAAAAACAAUGCUGUGAGAUUCUCUGUGGAUGCCUUCUUGUUCAAGGGAAAGACAGACCAGCUCUACAUGCACUGUGCCAUGUCUGUGGGCAGUUCUGUGCCCUCACCUACAGCUAAGUCCUGCAACUACGACACAAAAGCAGGAAGAUGGGUUGAGUUGUAUGGAUCAGACUCGGUGUGCACCUGCUGCGACACCAACUGCAGCUCUGCUGCAUCCACAGUGACUGAAAUAAUCAGCAGCAGACCGUGGACAAUAGAGCCUAAAGUGAAACCCACCACAACCCCGAAAAGGAAGACAGUUUCCACCACCAUAACACCAGCACCACAACCAGAGAUGGCCAGAGAGGUGACUGAAUGGAGCAAGACUUCACAGCCUGAAGCGAUAGCAGUGACUCUGAUGGGUAAGGGGGAGAGUACGGUGAAGGACUUGGAGUGGCCCUUCGGAGGUGGAGGAGUGAAGUGGGUCGAGGUGGAAGGUGAGGAGAGGCGGGUGAAGGGCUCUGCUGUGGUGGAGGAGGAGGUGGUCACAGAACCGCACAGAAUAUUUGAAGAAAUCUUUGAUUUUGACUAAUAAAGCUGACAUAUCAAUAGUGAUAAAUUCAGUACACGCGGCUUCAUUACACAAUGCCUAAUGAGCUAUAAGCAAUAGUCUGAAGGUCUUUAAAUAUAUUUUUGCAAAUGUUUUCCGUAUUCUGUAAUAACUGUGGUAUUUGCCACAUUGAAU
Messenger RNA from Xiphias gladius (swordfish), 1858 nucleotides. RefSeq names its product zona pellucida glycoprotein 3d tandem duplicate 2 (gene zp3d.2). The transcript is spliced from 8 exons. The record is from RefSeq and is a predicted model, not a curated record. Gene Ontology annotation, molecular function: acrosin binding. Lineage: Eukaryota; Metazoa; Chordata; Actinopteri; Istiophoriformes; Xiphiidae. Bases 203 to 1705 code for a protein of 500 amino acids. Gene Ontology annotation, biological process: egg coat formation; binding of sperm to zona pellucida; positive regulation of acrosome reaction. Gene Ontology annotation, cellular component: extracellular matrix.